AUGGCCGAGUCCGUGAGCUCCGGAGCCUGCCUCUGCGAGGCGAUCAAAUACGAAGUACGAGGAGAGCCGGAGAAGCUCAUGGCCUGUUACUGCACGGACUGUCAGAAGAAUGCGGGGGGACCUUUUCAAACCCUGGCGAAAUUCGACAAGAAGCAGGUAUCGUUACGAACCGAAGAGGGCGUCGAGCCGGCAACGUGGGUGGUUCAGAAGACCACAAGUGGCUUCGUCAAGCAUAAAAUUGGAGAAAUUCCGCCCAACAGUGGAGCUUUUCAGCUCACUCAGGCCCUCGUACAUGCCACAGUUACCAGAGCAAGGCGCGAGGGGCUGUGGCCUGCUACGAACCGUCGUCGUGCAACCCAUCGCGCGGACUGGCGUCUCUCACUCGCGCACACAAUUCACCCGCGGCAUGGGCCUUUUUUCGUGGGCGUUGCGCCGCAUCACUGCAUGAAUGAACGAGCAAACCUCUAUAAACGACGCAGCCGCGGAGCCGCCUCCGGGCCCACCAGUCAAGCGGCGCAAGAUAGCAGUGGCCUGCGAUCAGUGCCGGAGCAGAAAGGUCAAAUGCGACGGAGUGCAACCCGUUACAUUGCCAGCCUGGUAAACAAGAUCAAGGAUUUGGAGGGCGAAGGCUCACCGCCGCCAGCACCGUCACUGGUAGCAGAGGCGCUUCAGACUUUAUCUGAUGGCAGUCGUUCAGACCACAGGUCAGAUGCGCCUGCGGAGGAUGACGUGCGCCCGCGAAUAUAUCAAGGCUCCCCAUUACCGCCUAUACAUACUAUAGGAUUGACACCGCCUUUUCCACAACCAGUCCCAUUGCAGAGAGAAUAUGGGGGUUCCAAUGACAGGCUCCCUUCGGUCUUUAUUACUGAACAACCACGCCCGAUAAUCGGCUACGCACAAGAGCCUAUCGCCCAUGGCGAAGCGGGUCCCGCUCUGCCCCUUGAUAAGGGCAAGCAGCCCGCCAUUGUCGAGUCAUUUGACGGUGUAAAUGCGAUGAUGGGUGCUGUUGAACAGGAACAGCCUACUCAGGGCUUUUUUGGAAGCUCCAGUGCUGCUGGCUUCAUGAGACAGAUCAAAACCGCUGUGGACAGGAUAGUCCCGCCGCCAGCGAAGGAUGGUCCCACAUCAUCUAGUUGUAACACAGCUCAGUCGGCAUUUUCAUCGGCCCGCAUCGAUAGAAUGCAAUCAAUGUUGACAAAUUAUGUGCUUCCUCCAAGGAAGAUGGCAGACGGUUUGAUGGAAGUGUACUGGGGCAUUGUGUUUCCGCUAUACCCUCUCCUUAGUCGUCCGCAGAUUACCGCUGAGUAUGCCAAAAUCUGGUCGGGGGAAGGCUUUGAUUGCGAUGAAAACAUGCUUAUGUGUACUAUCAACGUCAUAUUUGCACUCAGCUGCCAGUUAGCAGAGUUCAUCGAGCCCGAGGAGCGCUGUCAGUCUGCAGACGUCUUCUUCUCCAGAGCCAAAAGCCUCCUUCAUUUCAGUUUGUGGCAUUCAGGCUCUGUUGAACUGAUACAAUGUUUACUCUUAAUGAGCCAAUAUCUUCAAAGCACGGAUUCUGCCCAUCAGUGCUGGAUCAUAACCGGUUUGGCCAUUCGAAAUGCGCAGAGCCUAGGAUUGCAUCUUGGAAAAACACUCGGUUACCCGCACACCCUUCAGGAGCAGCAAUUAGCGCGGAAAAUAUGGCAUGGCUGCGUCUUAGUAACCUCUAUGACUUUUGGCCGCCCAUCUAUGAUAUCAAAGACGGCGGCGGGCUCUGUUCCACUCCCCGUCGCAAUCGACGAGGAAGACAUCCCCGGCAUAUCCGACCCUGAGAUUUCACAAAUCCAAGGCCGUCCUUCAAUGAUGGCUUUUUAUGCCAAAUCCCUGGAACUAUACGAAAUAAUGAACGACAUCCUCCUCAGUCUCUAUUCCCCUACCGAGAGACUUCCCAGCUGCGAAGCUCCUGGCGAGGAGAGCGUGGCAAGCAUGCAAGACUUCUACUUCAGUAAUGAAGCAGAAGGCCCAAAGAUGGUUUUUGAACACGACCGCGCACUUACUAAAUGGUGUCGAAACCUCCCUCUUCAUUUACGAGAUCCGUCCUCUAGGGUACAGAGAAAUCCUAUAUAUCACCGCCAGGCUAUCGUUCUGCGAGCUCGAUUUCUCCACGUCCGGAUGCUCCUAUUCCGUCCUACUCUUGGAAAAUACUGUACUGCGCGGGAUGUGACAACUACUGACCCUCUCAUAUCCCAAGAUUACUCUCUAACGCAAAGGGUCGCCCUUCAAUGUUCCAUCAUCUGUGUCAAAGUUGCCCAAGAAGUCAUUGAAAUGAUAUACAACAACAUUCCAACCGACGGAUCAAACGGCCCCCUUCCCGCCUGGUGGUACAACGUCCUGUCAUGGCCUGACGAUCCGCAAGACGUCUACACAGCCGCCACCAUCCUGAUCGCCGGCCGUCUCCGCUCCUCCAUCGUCAACGAAGUAAGCGAAGCAUCUAUCAGCCACGCCUGGCUCUGCGCCCUCGAGAUCCUCCGCAAAUACCAAAGCUACAGCACCUCGGCCCGACGCUGUGUUGCAGCCCUUGAAAUCCUCCACGAUCGUGUCGUGUCUGAAGGGGUGCCGUUAUCGCGUAUGCCGCCAGCUGGCGCCAGUAGCACCAGCGCUGGUAAUCUUAGGGCCGUAGUCGAUGGUACCGGUCCUGAUGUUGUAAACAAUCCAAGCGGCCACACUCUUUCUGAGUCCCUCAAUGCUUUUGGGGAUGUGAAUCUAGCAGAUGGGACAGCUAAUGUUGGACCAGAUAACUUGGACUUUCUGGACUUAUUAGACAUGUCCUGGCUAAACAGUGUCCCAAGUAGUUUACUUUAA
Uncinocarpus reesii 1704 is the source of this 2838-nucleotide messenger RNA. RefSeq lists its product as uncharacterized. Gene Ontology annotation, cellular component: nucleus. The transcript is spliced from 7 exons. Bases 1 to 2838 code for a protein of 945 amino acids. Gene Ontology annotation, biological process: positive regulation of transcription from RNA polymerase II promoter by galactose; DNA-templated transcription. The record is from RefSeq and is a predicted model, not a curated record. Gene Ontology annotation, molecular function: zinc ion binding; DNA-binding transcription factor activity, RNA polymerase II-specific; carbon-sulfur lyase activity. Lineage: Eukaryota; Fungi; Ascomycota; Eurotiomycetes; Onygenales; Onygenaceae.